Molecule: messenger RNA, 2232 nt
Organism: Heterobasidion irregulare TC 32-1
Lineage: Eukaryota; Fungi; Basidiomycota; Agaricomycetes; Russulales; Bondarzewiaceae
Exons: 21
Coding region: 1-2232 (743 amino acids)
Biological process (GO): cellular response to heat
Cellular component (GO): mitochondrial matrix; cytoplasm
Molecular function (GO): ATP binding; ATP hydrolysis activity
Source: RefSeq, a predicted model, not a curated record
AUGCAGCAGCAUCAGAAAGGCGACGCUCUGAAAGAAUACAGUGUCGAUCUCACGGAGUUGGCGCAAAAUGGGAAGCUUGAUCCCACUAUUGGGAGAGAUGAAGAAAUACGUCGAACAAUUCAGAUCUUAUCAAGAAGAACGAAAUCCAAUCCUGUUCUCAUCGGACCUCCUGGCGUAGGCAAGACUGCUAUCCUGGAAGGACUUGCCAGCCGAAUCGUCGCAAAAGAAGUUCCUGAGUCUUUACACAACAAACGUGUUCUCUCCAUCGACUUAUCCGCUAUAAUGGCGGGCUCCGGCAUUCGUGGCCAAUUCGAAGAAAAAUUUAAAUCCCUGAUUCGCGAUAUCGAGGACGAGGCUCGAAACGUGAUCUGCUUUAUUGACGAAGUCCACACGCUUUUCAAUUUGGGUAAAGCUGAGGGGAGUAUCGAUGCUGGCCAAAUGAUCAAACCCGCACUGGCCAGGGGAUUACAGCUUGUCGGUGCUACCACGCCUGAUGAAUAUAGAAAGACUAUCGGAAAGGAUGCCGCCCUCGAGCGUCGGUUUCAGCCUGUCACAAUCGACGAGCCUACAGUAGAGUCAACCAUCUCCAUUCUCCGCGGCUUGAAGGCACGAUACGAGGUUCAUCACGGUGUCGAAAUAUCUGAUGGUGCUCUUGUCACCGCCGCCGUGUAUGGAGCCCGGUACAUUUCAGACCGCUUCCUACCAGACAAGGCAAUCGAUUUGGUCGACGAGGCGGCAUCGGCUCUGCGACUCGCGCAAGAAUCCAAACCCGACGAGCUCGAACAACUCGAUCGCGCGAUGAUGACGAUACAGAUAGAACUCGAGAGCUUGAAGAACGAGAUGGACGUGUUCAGCCAGGAACGGAAAGCAAAACUCGAGAGGGAUCUUACUAGAAAAAGAGAGGAAGCGGAGGCGCUCACGGCCGUCUGGCAAGCAGAACGCGACCGGCUGAAUCAUAUUAAGGACAUAAAAACGCGCCUCGAAGAGGCAAAGCACGAGCUCGAGGUCGCGCAGCGCCAGGGCCAAUAUGAGCACGCCUCGCGUCUGCGGUUUUCGACGAUCCCGGAUCUGGAGCGUCAGCUGCCCGCAGAAGGCGAACGUGCAGACGAGAACGCGGAUGCUCCUCUGGCGAUGCUGCACGACCGAGUGACCUCGAACGACAUUGCCCGCGUCGUGGCUAAGGCAACGGGCAUCCCCGUGCAGAACUUGCUGAAGGGCGAGAGGGACAAGCUGGUACACAUGGAAGACGUGCUGAAACAGCGUGUCGUUGGUCAAGAUCAUGUCGUCACCGCAAUCAGCGAUGCAGUCCGUAUUUCUCGUGCCGGCCUGCAAGCCCCUACUCGGCCCGUCGCGUCGUUCUUGUUUCUAGGCCCGACAGGGGUUGGAAAGACUGAACUCUGCAAAGCUCUUGCUGGAUUUUUGUUCGACGACGAACGGAGAGGAUUAAUCAAUAUCAACAUGUCAGAAUAUCACGACCGGCAUACUAUGUCUCGUCUGAUCGGUGCAGCUCCAGGAUACGUCGGUUUCGAGGAGGGCGGUCAAUUGACUGAGGCUGUUCGACGAAGGCCCUACGCCGUAAUUUUACUUGAUGAGCUUGAAAAGGCACACAAAGAUGUGGCUAUGAUUCUGCUCCAAAUUCUUGACGAAGGAAGCAUCACCGAUAGCCAAGGCAGGAAGGUAGAUUUCAAGAACACCAUAAUUUGCCUUACCAGUAACCUCGGCAGUGACAUCCUCGCGCAUUCGACCGCCUGCGAUAGCAACGGGGUAGUCACUCAAGGAGCCAAGGACGAGGUACUCGAGCGCACAGCAGGCUAUUUCCCUCCUGAACUGUUGAAUCGUCUGGACUCGAUGUUGAUUUUCAAUAAGUUGACGAGGGACUCUAUCCUUCAGGUCGUCUCACUCCGUCUGAAGGACGUAGCGGAACGACUGGAGCCACGGCGCAUCACGAUGGAUGUAGAUAAUACUGCCCAGGAGUGGUUAGCGCAGCAAGGCUACUCUGACGUGUAUGGUGCGCGAGCGAUCGCUCGUGUGGUGCGCACCAAUGUUCUCUUUCCCUUGGCGCAAAAGCUGUUGCAAGGUACAAUUCGCGAUGGUGACCUUGUAAAAAUUCGAGUUCGCGACGAUGGGAAAGUGCUCGAAAUUCAGGACAAUCAUCCGCCUGACGCGUCUGCUCACUCUCCCGCUCCUGCACCACCCACAUCUUCAUCACAUCGUGACCCCAUUGACGCUUAG